UUCCGGGGUAUUUCGGCAUGGUGAAUUUUAAAAACCGAUACCGUGGGAUAUUAUUGCAUGAAUUGUCAUAUGGGCUAAAUAUAAUUGGGCCAAAGCAGCCCAACAAAUCGAAUUUGUCAUCUUCUUCUUUUUUUUUAUUAUCGAAGCGCGACAUUUUUCAGGUGUUUGAAUUCCACCCACCGUCCUCCGCCGGCCAUCUCUGCGAGCUAGGGUUCCGGUCAAGAGAUUGAGCGCACUUUCCAGCUUGAGAAAUGAGAAUGAUGCCUCAAUUUGAACUUGUGAAUCUUGGGAUUAAAGCAUGCAUUUUAAGAACUUCAAUUCUUACUUCAAAAGCAAAGUGAGAUGGAACGCUAUUUGGUUCAAAUGAUUCGAGAAAGUUGAGAUUCUCUCUGCAGUAGUAAUGGUGGAGGUAUGGUGGACACUGCUCGGUGCAGCUGUUCCCGUUUUCGCUGCUGGUCAAGCUCUGAGAAUCAAGGCGAGACAUGCUGAGGAGCAACGGAUCAAAAGUGCUCGGGGAAGGGAGAAGAGCGCAGACGACAUCUUUGUCUGUGAGAGGGUUUGCACGUCGAAGAGGAUGCUGAAGAAAGUGGGGGGAUUCUCCAAGGAUCCCAUCCCAGACACAUGUGUCACGGUCUGUGGAGUUUCUGAGCUUGAUGCUUGCGCAGAUGCCUGUGCUCGGACUGUGUGCGUUAACCAACACCAGGUACCCAAUUGGAAUGACGUUUGCCUUCGUAGAUGUCAGAAUGAAUGCCUCAAGUUAUCUGCUUCUCACUCUUCAUGACAUAUAUAUAUGUUCUUGUUGUAUCUCCUUUAUCAGUUUGAGCAAUGUUGCACAAAAUGGUUUUGUUUUUGGAAACUUUGGAGUUAUGAUAUGUUGCUCAUUUGCACCAUGUUUCCUUA
Molecule: messenger RNA, 900 nt
Organism: Salvia splendens (bonfire salvia)
Lineage: Eukaryota; Viridiplantae; Streptophyta; Magnoliopsida; Lamiales; Lamiaceae
Exons: 2
Coding region: 401-781 (126 amino acids)
Source: RefSeq, a predicted model, not a curated record